AUGUAUCGUGUAACAGGUAAACCAAAACCGCCGUUAGGUAUACGAAUUGGUAAUGAAAAUUACAAUACUCAAAGAUCAACAAUUCGAUCAUUAUCGAAUAUAAAUGGCUAUGAAUGUAUUCAAUUGAACGGACAACGUACUUGGAAACGAUUGAAUGAUGAUUUGCAUGGAAUGAAUGUACGUGAACCAUCAUUAGAUUGUGAAAUUUUUGUUGGUAAAAUACCAUUUGAUGUAUUUGAAGAUGAAUUAAUUCCAUUAUUAUCUCAGGCUGGCACUUUACAUGAACUGCGAUUAUUGAUUCAAUUUAAUGGAAAUAAUCGUGGAUAUGCUUUUGCACGAUUUACAACAAUCGAGGAAGCUAAAAAAGCUAUUGAAAUGUUUGAUAAUUAUGAAAUUCGUUACAACAGAAAACUUGGAUUAAUGUUUGCAAUCCAGAAUACAACUUUAUACUUGAGAAAUAUACCUAAACAUGUUUCAAUUGAAGAAAUAGUGAAAUUAAUACGUCAAAAUACGAAAGGUAUUGUAACAGUGAAUAUCUUUAGUGGUUUCUCGAAAAAAUCUGUAACAAUUACAUAUGAAUCACAUCGUGAUGCAACAUUAGCUCGCAAACAAAUUAUUUCGGAUGCGAUACUAGAAUGGAAUACUAAUUUAUGUAUAGAUAUUAAUGGACCGCCAUCCUCAUUAUCGGAUAAUGAGAACGGUUUUUUGUCAUCUUCAUCUUCUUAUUCUGAAUCAUUAUCAUCGACAGAUAAUUAUAACGAUGUGCCGUCAUUAUCGAAAAAUCGACACAAUGAGAGCGAUUUUUCGACAUCUUUUUAUUCUGAACCAUUAUCAUCGAUAAAUAAUUAUAACGAUGUGCCAUCAUUAUUGAAAAAUCGACGUAAUGAGAGCGGUUUUUCGACAUCUUAUUAUUCCGAACCAUUAUCAUCGACAAAUAAUUAUAACAAUGCGCCAUCAUUUUCGGAAACUCGACGUUAUGAAAUCGGUUUUUCGACAUCUUUUUAUUCUGAACCAUUUUCAUCGACAAAUAGUUAUAACAAUGCGCCAUCAUUAUCCGAAAAUCGACGUAAUGAGAGCGGUUUUUCGACAUCUUUUUAUUCUAAACCAUUUUCAUCGACAAAUAGUUAUAACAAUGCGCCAUCAUUAUCCGAAACUCGACGUAAUGAGAGCGGUUUUUCGACAUCUUUUUAUUCUGAACCAUUUUCAUCGACAAAUAGUUAUAACAAUGUGCCAUCAUUAUCGGAAAAUCGACGUAAUGAGAGCGGUUUUUCGGCAUCUUUUUAUUCUGAACCAUUUUCAUCGACAAAUAGUUAUAACAAUGCACCAUCAUUAUCGGAAAAUCGACGUAAUGAGAGUGUUUUUUCGACAUCUUUUUAUUCUGAACCAUUUUCAUCGACAAAUAAUUAUAACGAUAUGCCUUCAUUAUCGGAAAAUCGACGUGAUAAGAGCGGUUUUUCGACAUCUUUUUAUUCUGAACCAUUUUCAUCGACAAAUAGUUAUAACAAUGCGCCAUCAUUAUCGGAAAAUCGACGUAAUGAGAGCGGUUUUUCAGCAUCUUUUUAUUCUGAACCAUUUUCAUCGACAAAUAGUUAUAACAAUGCGCCAUCAUUAUCGGAAAAUCGACGUAAUGAGAGCGGUUUUUCGACAUCUUUUUAUUCUGAACCAUUUUCAUCGACAAAUAGUUAUAACAAUGCGCCAUCAUUUUCGGAAACUCGACGUUAUGAAAGCGGUUUUUCGACAUCUUUUUAUACUGAACCAUUUUCAUCGACAAAUAGUUAUAACAAUGCGCCAUCAUUAUCGGAAAAUCGACGUAAUGAGAGCGGUUUUUCGACAUUUUUUUAUUCUGAACCAUUUUCAUCGACAAAUAGUUAUAACAAUGCGCCAUCAUUAUCGGAAAAUCGACGUAAUGAGAGCGGUUUUUCGACAUCUUUUUAUUUUGAACCAUUUUCAUCGACAAAUAAUUAUAACGAUAUGCCAUCAUUAUCGGAAAAUCGACGUGAUAAGAGCGGUUUUUCGACAUCUUUUUAUUCAAAUCCAUUAUCAUCGACAAAUGAUUAA
Molecule: messenger RNA, 2058 nt
Organism: Chrysoperla carnea
Lineage: Eukaryota; Metazoa; Arthropoda; Insecta; Neuroptera; Chrysopidae
Product: uro-adherence factor A-like
Exons: 3
Coding region: 1-2058 (685 amino acids)
Cellular component (GO): nucleus
Molecular function (GO): mRNA binding
Source: RefSeq, a predicted model, not a curated record